UGUCCUAGACUCCAUCCCCCGACCUCUUGCUGAUCCACCAUGUGAAGUGCCAGGCUGCUGGCUGCUGGCUGCUGGCUGAUGGGUGGGGUUAUGAAGUGCGUGGGUACCAGUACCUACACUAGGCACCUGCCUGGCAAGGCCAAGUUCCCAGGCCUUUGUUAAUAUACCUACCCUACUUAGGGAACUAGGUACUUUUUGGUGGCCCCUAGUAGGCUCGUGAGACUGUUUUAUCAUGAUUUCAACCUCAUGCAGUCCAUAUCAGCGUCACCAUUCAUGUAAAGGACUUCCAUGUGGACAAGUUUGCUGGCAGUGACAAGUGACUUUACUUGGUCCGUGCGCUCCCGGCUCGAGUCCAUAGCUCCCAGCAUCACUGCGUACCUGCCAGCUACUUUAGCCACUAGAGGUACUGAUCGGACGUAACCGUCCCCAUCAAACUGCCCCAAUCCAUUCUGCGACCUCCUUCUCUCUGUACCGUCGCAAAACAACUUCGCCUCUGCUACCAAAUUUGCAUCACCCAUAAAGAAUAUACCAACCCCAGACCAGAAUCCCUCAACCUCCCAAUCAAAACCUUCAGACCACCUGCUCCUACUCGACAAAGCCACCACUAGCCCGGCCUCUGCUUGACCGCGUCUCUGUGCAUGGCAGCAUCCAAAGGUGCUGCGCUACGCGGUGGUUGACCACUGGGGGACGGGGUUUGGGGUGUUGGAAUGCGUCACGGAGAUAACAUCAACUAAUCACCACUCAUCAAGCGGAGCGUUCUCCCCGGGGAAGCAAUAUGCCAGGCGUCAUGGACAAUCCGACAACCAUCACCGGUGAUGGCAUCGCUGCCGCCCCUGAAGAAAUCAUUUACGAGCCGUACACGGUAGUCGAGCAACGCGUCAACUUGGACUUCAACUUCCAGGCGAAACAGGUGCGAGGCAUGACCAUGAUCAAGAUCUUCCACACCGGUGGUGAUGAGCCCGAAUAUGUCAACAUCGACGCUCGCCAGUGCGAAAUCGACCUCGACAGCAUCACAGUCAACUAUCAGAAGGUUAAGGCCAGAUACAGGGACCCCUACGAGUUCAUGGACACACCCAAGGGUUUUGACUGGAACGUACAACAGCACCAUGUUAGAACAAAGCGCAUGAAGCGGCUACAGCCAAACAUGCGCGGCGACUUGCCCAUGACCGGCAGGGAGACCAAGGGAUGCCAGCCGGCCAACGGGGCGCUGCGGGUAUGGUUGAAGCCAGAGAAGAUCGUACUCAAGCCCGUACAAACACCAGGGGCGGCAGCCCCUCAGGAGCCCAUCGAACCACACACUUUCAAGAUCGAGAUUCCGUUCCGCAUUACACAUGUUCGAGACGGAUUUCAUUUCGUAGGAGUCGAUGAUGGCGACACCCAGUACCCGCACGUCUAUACCCGACACUCUGUCGAGCCUGGGUAUGCCAGCUGCCUCUUUCCCUGCGUGGAUGAUCGGACCAGGGUGAGACAGUGGGAGAUCUCGCUCAAAUUCCCACGCACUGUCGGAGACGCUCUGAAGCAACCUCUCGCCUCGCAUGCUGCGGGCCUCUCACCGUCUUCCAGCGCUCGCCCAGCCGGUCCUAGACCGCAGCCGGCUCAUCGUGAAUUUGAAACCACGGAAGAAGAUAAGCUGUUGGAUAUGACAGCCAUAUGCUCCGGUACCCUCAUAGGAGAACACGAGGAGAACGAUAGUGGCGAGAGUAAGAAGGUCAUGAAGUUCAACCCCAAGGACUGUGGUGCCCAUCACAUUGGCUUCGCCAUCGGUCCAUUUGAGGACGUGGACCUCUACUCGACGUUUCGCAGCGAAGAAGACGAGGCAAAGCUUGGCGGAAACGCCGUCAAAGUACACGGUUACUGCUUGCCUGGCAGGAGUGACGAGGUUCGAAAUACCUGCCAGCCGCUGGCUCAUGCAAGCGACUUUUUCACCUUGACGUUCUCCAAAUACCCGUACGAGGAGAACAGCUACAAAAUAUGCUUUGUAGAGGAGAUGGUAGAAAGCACCGUGCCGCUACAAGCAUUCUCUCUUUGCAGCACCCGGCUGCUCUACCCUCGAGAUAUUAUUGACACGGAGAUCGAGGUCACGCGGAAGCUUGUACACUCCCUGGCAACCCAGUACUUCGGAAUUUUCAUCAAUCCGAACGAGCGAACUGAUACCUGGAUCGUCUGCGGCAUCGCAUACUUCAUGACGGACCUUUACUUGAGACAGCUCUGUGGCAACAACUACUAUCGGUACCAGAUCAGGACGACAGCUGAGUACCUGACCGAAGUGGAUCAUGGACGCCCUUCUCUGCAGGAGUUGGGACGAUACCUACACCUGGGAGAUUUUGAGAUGGAGUUCAUGGCGCUCAAAGCACCACUGGUGAUUUUCAUUCUCGACAGGCGAUUGCUCAAGUCUUCCAAUAGCGCUGGAGUGGUUCGCGUUAUUUCCCAGCGCCUUCGGGAAGCUAUGCAGGCUGCAGAUCCUUUCGCUGCAAAUUUUGUGGUGUCCUCGGAGCAAUUCAGGAGAGCCUGCGAGAAGAAGGGACGCUUGCGCCUCGAGAGCUUUUGGGAUCAGUGGGUCUUGAGCUCUGGGUGCCCAAGGCUUCACAUCUCACAGAGGUUUAACAAGAAGAGGCUGGAAGUCGAGCUGACGGUCGUCCAAAACCAGGUAGAAUGGGCCAAAGCAGAUCAUCCCUUGGAGAAGGAUGAUUUCUGGAGGGACGUGCUGGAAGAGCGGCAAGGCGUCCUCGCAGCUGAAGUACCGCUGACUUUCACUGGCCCAAUGACUUUUCGGGUCCACGAGGCCGACGGCACGCCUUACGAGCAUUGUCUUGAGAUGAAGCAGGAUGCUGCAGCGACCAAGGGGUCCCGACUUGCGAUGCCAUACAACACCAAGUACAAGCGCAUCAAGAGGGUCCGCCAGAAGAAGCGAGAGAAAGACCAUACCAAAGCUCCGGGGGCUGGUCGCGGAGAUGCAGAUGGGCAGGAUGAGGACGGAAACGAGGAUGACGAAAAGGGGCACACCCUCAACAUGUUUGGGGACGUCCUGAUGGGCGAGGAGGACAUGGCGUCGUGGAAACUCGUGGACUGGGACAACGACCAGCAACAACAGAUGGACCAAGAGUCUUAUGAGUGGAUCCGAGUCGAUUGUGACUUUGAGUGGAUCUACUGUCUUGAAACAAACCUCAAGGUCUACAUGACGGUGGCUCAGCUCCAGCAGGACAGGGACAUUGCCGCUCAGGUGGAGUCCAUGCUGCAGCUCACGCGCAACGCGCCCAGCAAUAUUCAGACCACUACCUUGUUGAGGACCCUUUAUGACGAUCGCUACUUUUACGGCAUUCGCACCAUGGCUGCGCAGGCCCUCACUGGCCAUGCCGAAAAGGCGAACAACUUCCGCGGAAUGCGCCACCUGAUUCGCGUGUUCAAGACCUUUUAUUGCUACCCGGACUCGGCUAACCCACGGCCAAAUGAUUUCACGGACAAGAAGAGCUAUCAUGUGCAGUCGGCCAUCCCCGCAGCUGUUGCAAGAAUUCGCGGUGGGCAGGAGUUCUGCCCGGAGGAGGCCCGGGAAUUCAUUCUUGACCAGCUGGUCUUCAAUAAUAACGAUGAGAACACGUUCUCGGAUCAUUUCUACGUCGCUAAGCUACUCGAUGCCCUUGCCACUAGCCUGGUUCGGGCCAAAGCCACCGAGGCAGCUGACGAAGAACAGGACUACAGCAAGUUACAGUCAUUUGCAGAGAGGGCCAUUGCGCAGAUUGAGCGGUACCAACAAAUGGACGAGGUAUUCAGCUCGUACCAGAACAUCUGGACACGCACAGCGCUUGAUUGCAAGGUCAAGUUAAUGAAAUCGGGUGUCAUGGCCGUCGACGGAAUCGAAUUCAUGCAGUACUUGACCCCGGAGACGUUGGAUCUCGUGCAGAUCAAGGCAUUCGAGUCGCUGAUUGAGCUCGGCCUCUUCUUGAGGCCGGGCCUCAUGAAGUAUCUGUUGACAAGCAUGAGCCUCUCUUCAUCGCCAUUUGUGAGAGACCGACUUUUCAAAGCAUUCACUCGUGGCUUGGCCUCCAUCGCCUUCGGAGACUUGGACGUUGAUGAAAUUCGACCACACGAGCUCGGCUCCAAGCCCGCCGGGCCUCUUCAGGUAUCUCAGAAUGGUGCGCAGCGCGAUGGCAUGGCCGUGGACGAGGAAGACCACGGCGGUCUAAUCGUCGAGCAAAGCGAUGCGGUGAUUAAACAGAGGCAGACCGACGCAGCCCGUCGCGUUGACAUUGCGGCUGCUAUCAAGGCAAUGAAGGAGGCAUUGCAAGGCAACAAGGACUUGCAAAGGCAGUUGUGGAAGGCCGUCGAUUCUCCUGUCCUGGGCCUUUCUGAAAAGAGAAACCUUUUAGAGCUAUGUUCCACCUUGUUCCCCCAGGAGGAUGAGAUGCUUGUCACGAUGAAGUAUCCGGUGCGGUGGACAGCGGUGAAGGGUCAUUACCACCGGGGCAAGUCGCUCGUUAUGACCUUCAAGCAGACGUACAAGACCUCGUUGAAGCGGAGGCGUGAAGAAGUUGUAUCUGGGCAAGCUUUGCACGCGGUGCCCAAUGCCAUGUCACCCGCUCCUCGUCCGCUUACGGACCAAGAGAAGGAGCAGCCAAAGAAAAAGAUGAUCAAGUUGGCGCAUUCCGGACCUUCAAGGACUGGCGCACAGUCCCCGGCGCCGUCCCCUGCCCCCGUCGCUCGGCAGCCGUCCAUUGCCGUCGCUUCUCCAGCCCACCCUGUUCCUGAGCUCGAGCGAGGUGAUAGCAUUGCGGUGCAGAAUCGCCCGACCGUGAAAAUUACCUCCACCCCCCAGUCUGCUCCAGGCACGCCCACGCCAGAGCCUUCUCGCCAUGUCAUCUCGAAUUCGAAGGCGGCCAAGCUCUCAAAGAAGCGUAAAUUGGCCGAUACUGACGCAUCCCCCGCACCACGACGGUCUCGGAUUGUAACCAUGAGUUACCGCCAUCUCGCCGGAUAUAAGAAGCAGCAGAUUUCGCGUAUCCUCUCAUCUAAAGCUGGGGCCAUGCCGUCAUCGGACUCCAUUGUAGCCACGCCAGUUGCACGAGCAGUCCCACCGACUACGUCGCCUGCCAAUUUCGAAGCAGCAAUGAUCUCUUCGUCAUCUUCCAUCGGCGCGGGCUCAUCUUCAAAUGCCCAGGCAUCCCAACAGCAGCAGAAGACGCCUUUGCCUCCCGGAAAGAUAGUACGCAAGCCUCUGCCGACAGGGGCAUCUCCUCAUAGCGCCGUCUCGCCAACCUCCAGCAUCGCGGCGAAGCCUUCAGCAACUCCUCGGCAGCCUUCGCAACCGCAAACGACCUCGGCGUCGCCAUCUCGUCCAGCCUCACCAGUGGUCUCGCGCUCAUCGACGGAGCCUGCGUCGAAACCAAAAAAACUCGUCAAGCUGAAGCUAAAGCUUGGGAACAAGUCUCUGUCCGGGUUGCCUAAAGACAAACCAGGGCCGCCACCACCUCCCGGUGAACAGACGCAGCCAUAGGGAACCCUUGCUCAGGCCAGCCAGCCGUCUCCAACAUGAUUGGCUGGCGCCUAGCAUUUGGGGGUGUUGCUUCUGAAUAUUCCACUCAUUGCGGUGUGUGCGAAUCGGCAGUUUUGUCGGCGGCAAAUUCACCAUUUGCAAGGAUGUCCCGGAUCUAAGCGAUUGCGCCGCCGGAGAUUGGUUGGCAACUAGUCAAUCUGCCUGGUGCUCGACUUGGAACCUUUGAUCCCGAUGCUCUUCUAUUGUCCCUUUGGAAUAAGGGCAGUGUAGAAGACUAUAAAUGAGGUGCGGUCUACUGGUCGAACUCAGACAAAGAAAAAUGCACCGAGUCCCCCAUAUAUCAUCAUACUAAUCCACUCUUCGAAGAAAGUGUACCCCACGGUACUCGUUUCUUCCGCCUUUUUCGCCUGCGUCGAAAAACGUGGUCUGAGGUUUCAUCAAACCAGGGCCAGACUGUAAGGUUUGCGGCCUGGUUGGCCCGAGGCGAAUGAGAUCGGCCUGGAAUACACCGUGGUUCUGAAGUGUGGGUAAUCUUGUUGGCAUCACAAUGAGAAGCAUGGCGUUCAGGUUCAGGUUCAGGUUCGUGCAUUGCAAGUCAGCGGGCGAGGGAGGUGGCGUAGGGUAUGGUAGGGCAGGUUUGCAGCGGAUGCGCACGGUCGAGACUGGAUGAAUUCAUUCAUGAACAGUAGGAAUGACGAACGGAGAUGCGUUCUUAUGACAGAGCAUCUCAAUGUGAUUUACUUCCCGCUCUCA
Diaporthe batatas is the source of this 6241-nucleotide messenger RNA. RefSeq lists its product as uncharacterized. NCBI's taxonomy places the organism in Eukaryota, Fungi, Ascomycota, Sordariomycetes, Diaporthales, Diaporthaceae. Gene Ontology annotation, cellular component: transcription factor TFIID complex. The transcript is spliced from 2 exons. The record is from RefSeq and is a predicted model, not a curated record. Gene Ontology annotation, molecular function: RNA polymerase II general transcription initiation factor activity; chromatin binding; transcription cis-regulatory region binding. Gene Ontology annotation, biological process: transcription initiation at RNA polymerase II promoter. The coding region runs from base 776 to 5488 and encodes 1570 amino acids.